Molecule: messenger RNA, 3262 nt
Organism: Anguilla anguilla (European eel)
Lineage: Eukaryota; Metazoa; Chordata; Actinopteri; Anguilliformes; Anguillidae
Gene: kcnq5b
Product: potassium voltage-gated channel, KQT-like subfamily, member 5b
Exons: 14
Coding region: 1-3099 (1032 amino acids)
Biological process (GO): potassium ion transport
Cellular component (GO): membrane
Molecular function (GO): voltage-gated potassium channel activity
Source: RefSeq, a predicted model, not a curated record
AUGCGCCGCUCCUUCCGGAAGCUUCCGCGCAGGCCCGGACGGCGGUACGCGGACAAGGCCGCGGUUUGGGUGCGGUUUGGAGUGGUUCGGCAGGAGCGUCUGCUGGCUGACAAACACGAGGCCCAGCCUCCGUCCUGCUGCCGACCCAAGAGGUCCCAGCGACCAAUAACGAGUUCACACCACGUUGCCACGGGCAACCGCGGUCGAGGCCAGAAGGCGGACGACACUCCCAUCGCGGGGGCAGCCCAGAGUCCGCAUGCUGCAUCAGAGCCCAGAGUCCCCUGCAUCAGAGCCCAGAGUCCGCUGCAUCAGAGCCCAGAGUCCGCUGCAUCAGAGCCCAGAGUCCCCUGCAUCAUAGCCCGGAGUCCCCUGCAUCAGAGCCCAGAGUCCGCUCUGCUGCUGCAUCAGAGCCCAGAGUCCCCUGCAUCAGAGCCCAGAGUCCGCUGCAUCAGAGCCCAGAGUCCGCUGCAUCAGAGCCCAGAGUCCGCUGCAUCAGAGCCCAGAGUCCCCUGCAUCAUAGCCCGGAGUCCCCUGCAUCAGAGCCCAGAGUCCGCUGCAUCAGAGCCCAGAGUCCGCUGCAUCAGAGCCCAGAGUCCGCUGCAUCAUAGCCCGGAGUCCCCUGCAUCAGAGCCCAGAGUCCGCGCUGCGGCUGCAUCAGAGCCCAGAGCCCAGAGUCCCCUGCAUCAGAGCCCAGAGUCCCCUGCAUCAGAGCCCAGAGUCCCCUGCAUCAGAGCCCAGAGUCCCCUCUGCAUCAGAGCCCAGAGUCCCCUGCAUCAGAGCCCGGAGUCCGCGCUGCGGCUGCAUCAGAGCCCAGAGCCCAGAGUCCCCUGCAUCAGAGCCCAGAGUCCCCUGCAUCAGAGCCCAGAGUCCCCUGCAUCAGAGCCCAGAGCCCAGACCCCGCUCUGCUGCUGCAUCAGAGCCCAGAGUCCCCUGCAUCAGAGCCCAGAGUCCGCGCUGUGGCUGCAUCAGAGCCCAGAGUCCCCUGCAUCAGAGCCCAGAGUCCGCUCUGCGGCUGCAUCAGAGGCGGCGCUGGCCAUCACCCUCACCACCAUCGGCUACGGGGACAAGACUCCCCAGACCUGGACGGGACGCCUCCUCUCGGCGGGAUUCGCGCUACUGGGCAUCUCCUUCUUCGCCCUCCCCGCGGGAAUUCUGGGAUCUGGCUUCGCGCUGAAGGUUCAGGAGCAGCACAGGCAGAAGCACUUUGAGAAGCGGAGAAACCCGGCCGCCAGUCUCAUCCAGGCUGCGUGGCGCUUUUACUCCACCGACGCUAGCCGGCCCUAUCUGAGCGCCACCUGGAGCCACUAUGAUAGUCUUGUUCCCCUCCUCAGGAAAGACCAAGGAGAAUCGUCCACAAGUCAGAAGCUGAGCUUUAAGGAGCGCGUGCGCAUGGCCAGCCCGCGCGGUCAGAGCAUAAAGAGCCGGCAGACGUCGGUGAGCGACCGGCGGUCCCCGGGGGCCGAGAUCAGCGCCGAGGGCACCAGCCCCGCCAAGGUGCAGAAGAGCUGGAGCUUCAACGACCGCACCCGCUUCCGCCCCUCGCUCCGCCUCAAGAGCCAAUCGCGCCCCGCGCCCGACGCCGACGCUAACCUGGGUGUGGACGACGGCUUCGAUGAGAAGGGCUGCCACUGCGAGAUCUCUGUGGAGGACCUGACGCCCGCCGUCAAGUGUGUGAUCCGGGCGGUCAGGAUAAUGAAGUUCCACGUGGCGAAGAAGAAGUUCAAGGAGACGCUGCGGCCGUACGAUGUGAAGGACGUGAUCGAGCAGUACUCUGCUGGACACCUGGACAUGCUGUGCAGGAUCAAGAGCCUGCAGACACGGCUGGACUCCAUUGUGGGUCCGCAGCACACCCUGGGCAGCAAAGCCAAGACUCUCUCCUCCCCCUCCCUCCACCCAUAUCACAGCCAGCAUGGGAGGAAGCACUCCGCUGCGGGAGUGGACCAAAUUUUGGGCAAGGGACAGAUUCCCGUGGACAAGAAGGUGAGGGACAAGCUGCUGUCAGACAGCGACACCCUGGAGGACGUGAGCAUGCUGGGUCGCGUGUGCAAAGUGGAGCGGCAGGUCCAGUCCAUCGAAUCCAAGCUGGACUCCCUGCUGGACAUCUACCGCCAGGUCCUGCGCAAGGGCUCGUCCUCAGCGCUGACCCUGUCCUCCCUGCCCCUGUUCGAGCUGGAGCAGACCUCAGACUACCAGGGCUCCAUCCUGAGCAAGGACCUGUCCCGCUCCACCAGCGCCAACCUUCCCCGGGGCCUCCACCUCAUCCUGGCCCCCAACGAGCUCAACCUCAAUCUCAACAGCUCCCACGCCAGCUCCUUCACCCCCUCGCCCCUGCCCCACGGCCAGCCCCCGACCCCCGAGGGGGGUUCCGUGGACACCACCCCCCCGCCCGUCCUCACGCCCGCCACCCUGCCCGCGAACCCCUUCCCCAAUCUGGUGCGGCCCCCCCCGCCCCCGUCCGGCGGCAGUGCCGCCAACGCGCUCCAGCCGCCCCCCGUGCCCCCGCCCCCGGGCAGGCCGGCCCACGGGACGUCGCAGGACAGCAGGCCGGGCGAACUGGGCGCCCCCUGCCUGGGGGGGGAGCGGGGGCCGGGCGGGGGGGUGCAGCUGAGAAGUCGGCCCAGCGCCAAAGAGGAGGGGUCCUGGAGGAGACACCUGAGCCUGGAGACGGACCCCCUGGGGUCGCUGUCGUCGGUGGGCGGGGCCGGGGGAGGGGGCGGGACCGGGGGCGGAGCCCUGGGGAAGUCCCUGUCCGCGCAGAACCUGGUGCAGCACGCGGGCGCGGACUGCCCGCCCGCCGUUUCCCCCGGCAACAGCAGCAGCAGCGGCAGCAGCGGCGGCUCAGGCGGCGGCAGCGCCGGCGGGACCCCCGGGGCCGACUGGGGCGAGGCCGAACUCUUCAUCAGCGACGGGGACCUGGACGCCCAGGCGGGCGGGUUCGACUUCCUGUCCCGGCAGGCCUCCGACCCCGCCUUCGCCUCCGACCUCCUGCGGACUGGCGGCACAGGCUCCGCCCACAGUGCGCCCGAUGGGCGGACCGGCGGCGGCGGCAGCGGCGGCAGUGCGGAGUCCCUGAGCAUGCCCCGUGUGCGCCUAAAAUAGACCCGCCGCGGAACACGCCAAAAAACCCCCUCGCCCUCUCUCUGACUGCAGGCUUUUAUUUCUGUCUGGGGGUUCGCUUUUUUUUUUGGGUGGGGGGUAGGGGGGGUUGGAAGGGUAGGUUUAGACUUUUUUCCCCUUCAAAUUAGUUCAUUAAAACAUUUAG